Dama dama (fallow deer) is the source of this 930-nucleotide messenger RNA. RefSeq names its product olfactory receptor 4C46-like. Gene Ontology annotation, cellular component: membrane. The transcript has a single exon. The coding region runs from base 1 to 930 and encodes 309 amino acids. Gene Ontology annotation, molecular function: G protein-coupled receptor activity; olfactory receptor activity. The record is from RefSeq and is a predicted model, not a curated record. Lineage: Eukaryota; Metazoa; Chordata; Mammalia; Artiodactyla; Cervidae. Gene Ontology annotation, biological process: G protein-coupled receptor signaling pathway.
AUGGAGAAAAGGAAUAAUGUAACAGAGUUUAUUCUGCUGGGACUCACACAGAAUCCAGAGAUGCAGAAAGUCAUAUUUGCUGUGUUUCUGUUCAUCUACAUUGUUUCUAUGGUAGGGAACAUGCUCACCUUGGUCACCAUCACCACCAGCUCAUUAUUGGGGUCCCCCAUGUACUUUUUCCUGGCUCAUCUCUCUUUUAUCGAUGCUUGCUACUCCUGUGUCAAUACCCCUAACCUCAUUAUAGAUUCACUCUAUGAGAAGAAAACCAGCCCCUUCAAUGGAUGCAUGACUCAAAUAUUUGGGGAACAUUUCUUUGGAGGUACUGAUGUCAUCCUGCUCACUGUGAUGGCCUAUGACUACUAUGUGGCCAUCUGCAAGCCCUUGCACUAUACGACCGUCAUGAAUCGGCGGCUGUGUGGACUGCUAGUGGGAGUGGCAUGGGUGGGAAGCUUUCUUCAUGGAACCAUUCAGAUUCUCUUCAUCUUCAGGUUACCCUUCUGUGGCCCUAAUGUCAUAGACCACUUUAUGUGUGACCUGAACCCUUUGCUUGAUCUUGCCUGCACUGAUACCAACACUCUAGGGCUCUUUGUUGCUGCCAACAGUGGGUUCAUCUGUCUGUUAAACUUCCUCCUCCUGAUGGGCUUGUAUGUGGUCAUUCUGCAUUCCCUGAGGACCUACAGCUUGGAGGCGAGACAAAAAGCCCUCUUCACCUGCAUGUCCCACAUCACAGCGGUCAUCUUUUUCUUUGUGCCCUGCAUAUUUGUGUACAUGAGACCUGCAGCUACUUUACCUAUUGAUAAAGCAAUGGCUGUAUUCUACACUAUGAUAACUCCCAUGUUAAAUCCCUUAAUCUAUACCUUGAGAAAUGACCAGAUGAAAAAUGCCAUUUGGAAAUUGUUUAGUCGGAAAGCUAUUUUAGAUGUAAUAUAA